Brassica rapa (field mustard) is the source of this 3955-nucleotide messenger RNA. RefSeq names its product beta-galactosidase 15. Gene Ontology annotation, biological process: carbohydrate metabolic process. Gene Ontology annotation, molecular function: carbohydrate binding; hydrolase activity, hydrolyzing O-glycosyl compounds. The record is from RefSeq and is a predicted model, not a curated record. Lineage: Eukaryota; Viridiplantae; Streptophyta; Magnoliopsida; Brassicales; Brassicaceae.
AGAAAAUUUAUUUGCAUCACAAGGUGGCCCAAUUAUUCUUGCUCAGGUAAUUGAUUUAAUCUUUUAAAUAGAUUAUGUGGUGUUUUGUAAUGUUAUAUAUAAUUCUUAACAAUAUUUAUGUUUUUUUUUUGUUUUAUUAAUCUUGCAGAUAGAAAAUGAGUAUGGAAAUGUAAUGGGACCCUAUGGAGAAUCGGGUAAAGCAUACAUUAAGUGGUGUGCAAACAUGGCUCAGUCUCUUGAUGUUGGUGUUCCAUGGAUAAUGUGUCAACAAAAUGAUGCUCCUCAGCCUAUGGUAAUAGAUCAGUCUAGGUAUAAUGAAUAUUUAUUUAAUAUAUUCAAAGGUUAACUAUUUUAAAUCGUUUUUGUUUUUAUAGUUGAAUACAUGUAAUGGAUUUUAUUGUGACAAUUUUGUACCAAACAAUCCCAACACUCCUAAGAUGUGGACUGAGAAUUGGACCGGAUGGUAAGUUUUAUUUUCAGUAUGAUUAUAUUUUUAUUAUUUUGUAAAUAUUUUAUCAUAAUAUAUUUAUUUUGUCUUCUCUUUGUUUAGGUUUAAGCAAUGGGGUGGCAAAAAUCCCCAUAGAACAACCGAAGAUGUUGCAUUUUCUGUUGCAAGAUUCUUCCAAAGAGGAGGAACUUUUAAUAAUUAUUAUAUGGUAAAUUAUAAUAAUGAAAUUUAAUUUAUUUAUUAAAAUAAGCUCACAGAAAAUCGACAUUAACUAGAAAGAGUAAUUGAAAUGUUUUUAUUAUUGUAGUACCAUGGAGGCACCAACUUUGACAGAACUGCAGGUGGUCCAUACAUCACAACUUCAUAUGAUUAUGAUGCUCCCCUUGACGAAUAUGGUAAAUUUAAAGUAUUUUCAUAUUUAAAAAUAUUUUAGAAGUUUCUAUUUUUACUAACAUGGGAAAAUCGAUUAGGUAACUUGAAUCAACCAAAAUACGGGCAUUUGAAACAACUUCAUGAUGUUCUUCACUCUAUGGAGAGAACUCUCACAUACGGAAACAUCUCCACCAUUGACUUUGGAAACUCUGCAUCGGUAAUAUUAUUGCUAUUUAUUUUUAUCACUAUUGUACAUGUUAUUCUUGAACUAGUUACUUAUCAUGAAAAUAUUACAUAGGCAACAAUAUAUAAAACUGAAGAAGGAUCAAGCUGCUUUUUUGGAAAUGGAAAUGAAAAAUCAGAUGCAACAAUUAGUUUCCAAGGAGAAUCUUACGUUGUCCCGGCUUGGUCUGUUACCAUUUUACCGGAUUGCAAAAAUGAGGCUUAUAACACCGCAAAGGUUUUCUAUUUUACAUUUUCUUUUGUGGAUUAAAAAUUUUCAUACUAACAACCAUUAUUCAUUUAAAGUUGUAACCAAAAUUCAUUUUUUUGUUGGUUUAAUAUUUUCAGAUUACCACUCAAACUUCAAUGAUGGUUAAGAAGCCAAAUGAAGCUGAGAAUACCCCUUCAACUCUUAAAUGGUCAUGGAGACCAGAGAACAUGGACAACUUCCUUUUGAAAGGAAAAGGAGAAUCUACACAGACACAACUAUUUGAUCAGAAAGUAGUAACCAAUGACCAAAGUGAUUAUCUAUGGUACAUGACUACCGUUAAGUUUAAAAAACGAGAUCCAUUUUUGGGUAAAAACAUGUCUCUUCGCGUCAACAGUACUGCUCAUGUCCUUCACGCUUUUGUCAAUGGAAAACAUAUUGGUAAGAAUCUUCUAUAUACGUUUUACAAAUCUCAAUAACACCAACUUACGAAAAAGUAUUUGAUUUAUAUUUUUAGGUAGUCAACACGCUGAGAAUGAUAAAUUUAACUAUGUAUUUGAGAAAGAUGUGAAGUUUAAGUCUGGCCGUAAUGUCAUUGCUCUUCUUAGCAUAACUGUGGGACUUGCGGUAAGUUUUUAGAUAUUAUUUUUUUCUUGAAUUUUUUAAAGUUAAAACUCUUUUAAAAAAAAUUAACUGAAAAUAAAAUUUUGUCAACUCUUUUUGAAUAGAACUAUGGUGCUUUCUUUGAAAGUAAGCCGGCUGGAAUCACUGGACCCAUUUUUAUUACUGGAAGAAAUGGUGAUGAAACUAUAGUUAAAGACUUGUCUGCUCAUAAAUGGAGCUAUAAAACCGGUUUAAUUGGGUUUGAGAGCCAACUCUUUAGAACAGAAUCAAUGUCUAAAUGGUCAGUUGAAAGUGUACCGUUUAACCGAACCAUGAUAUGGUAUAAGGUAAAGAGAUGUUAUUAUCUAUAAGAUAACAAACCUAACACUUGUUGAUUUAAUAUCAUAUCACAUCAUUCCAUUUUUUCUUUCAGACUACAUUCAAGUCUCCCUUGGGAAAUUAUCCGGUUGUUGUCGAUCUUAUGGGACUUGGAAAAGGUACAGCUUGGGUCAAUGGAAACAACAUUGGACGUUAUUGGCCGGCAUUCAUUUCAAGCGAAAAUGGUUGUGAUGCAAAUUGUAAUUAUAGAGGUGCUUAUCAUGCUGAAAAAUGUCUGACCAAUUGUGGUGAACCCACACAAAGAUGGUACCAUGUUCCUCGUUCUUUCUUGAAUGCAGAAGGAGAUAACACACUAGUUUUGUUUGAGGAGAUGGGAGGAAACCCAUCGCUUGUCAGUUUUCAAACUACUAGAGUGGGAAGUGUAUGUGCUAACGUCUACGAGAAAAAUAUUAUUGAGCUUUCAUGCGAUGGAAAACCCAUUUCUGCCAUCAAAUUUGCAUCCUUUGGUAACCCAAAUGGCAAUUGCGGAUCUUUUGUAAAAGGAACUUGUGAAUCAAGUAAUAACACGGUUGAUAUUCUCACACAAGAAUGUGUUGGAAAAGAGAAGUGUUCCAUUGAUGUCUCAACAGAAAAGUUUGGAGCACCAGAUUGCAGUGGUGCUGCUAGAAGGCUCGCCGUCGAAGCUAUCUGCUAAAUGUUUUUAUAGAUUUAUGGUGUUUUCUUUAUCAUAUUUCCAAAUUAUGCUAUAUUUUUUUCAAAGAUUUAAUUCUUUUUUAAGAUUUAUUGAUGGUUGUUUUAUUCAAUAAAAGUACACAUUCUUAUAUACAUUUUACACAGUCAUCUUCCUUUUCCAAAAAAAAAAACGGUAAUUUCUUCUCCACCAUCCUCACUCUCCCUGAAAAAUUGAAUAAUUUUUCCCUUCAAUAUUUAUUGUUUUCUAUUUAAUUUAUAACAUUGACUAAACUGCGCUAGCUUAGUUGGUAAAUAACUAAUUUUAGUGUAUUAAGAUACACGAGUUCAAAUUUGACCUUUUGUGAUUUUUGUUUUCUAUUUAAAAUAGACACUUAUUGUGACUUUUUUUUGUUUUUUGUAUUAAUGAUAAAGAAAAGAAAUAUCAAAUUUGAAAGCAUAAUAGAGUGUUUAAUUUAUUUUAAGGAAAUAAUAUAUAAAUACGUUAACAAUAGUAGAGACUAUAUCUUAAAUAAUAUAUUGCACUCUCUAUAAAUAGUAUAGUUCUCACUAGUCCAAUGUAUAGUUUUUAGUUUUUACUGGUCCACCGUAUUUUAAUAACUUUUGGCCAUCUUUGAUUUUCAAUAUUAUAACCAUAAUAUGUUAUCAUUUAUAAAUACUUAGGUUUGAUAAUACGUACAAACCAAUUGGUUCAUAACAAUGAUACACCAAGAAAAAACAUACCAAAAUAAUUUUAUAUAGUUUGCCAAACUUAUAAAAAUAUACUUAAGUUUAUUUAGUAUGUUUAAAUAAUAUUGCCGACAAAAAAUUAAUAAUAAUAAUAAUAAACUAACUAUCAAUUGUAUACUUUUUAAUAUGUGGAAUGGAAUAGUAAUUUAAAAAUAUAACUGUUGAUAUUUUUGUUUACAAUAUUUUAAUUAUAAAAGAUUUUAAAAAUAUAAUUUUUUUUUGGCAACAAAGAUUCAUUAAAUUUAGAGUUUAAGAGAUACAAAAGCUUGAACCAGAAUGUAAGCAGGCCUUAGCAUAUAAGUUCGAGGCCUUUUAAAUUCUCUCUUGAUGAAAGUAAAACAACA